CUUACUGAACAUAUCUGAUUCACUGACCUUGAAGUAAAUGGCGGUCGAACUAGUUCCAGAUGCUCCGUGGUAUUUUGGAGAAAUAAGCAGAGAAAAAGCUAAUGAGAUUCUGAUUGAUCAGCCUGUUGGAACAUUCUUGAUACGUGACAGCACUACGAAGUCUGGUUACGUGCUUGCGAUAAAAGAGGCGAACGAAGUCAAGCGUUACUUACUUACAUGGGCACCUCAACUGAAGAAGUUCAAGUUUGGCGACACUCUCUAUUCUUCGCUCGAUGAGUUAGUUAGACUUCAUACUUCACACUCUUCGAGUACUCGUAUGAGACAGCCAGCCCAGAAGGCUACUUAUGCUGCUUUAUAUUCAUUCCAAGCACAGGUUAUAACUUCUCUCUCCUCGUUAUUUUUAGGAAGAGGGAGAUUUGUCUUUUCAGAGGGGAGAUUUGUUGACGUUCAUAAGACAAAAGCGGGAGUGGAUUCUAUGUAAAUCAGGCGACAACCGUAUCGGUUGGGUCCCUUCAAAUUAUUUAACUCCGGUGAGUAAUGUAGUUUCUUUGGAUUAAUGGCAAAAAUGUAUCUUGUGUUUUUACUGCACGCAAUCUGUAAUUCAAAAAUAGCUUGAAUGUCAUGAAUAUAUCUUACCUCAGAUCUCAGUGUUUUACUGAUCAGUUUUACAAUUUCCUAUCUCGUUACAACUUAAUUUAGCAAGUCCUAGAAACUAAAUAGAUGUUCAUGUAUUUAGUUUUGAUUUAAUUCUUCAUCUAAAUGGUUGUAUGAAUGCUCGACUGUCGUACCUGAGGUAAAUAGGGGAUAACAAUCAAGUUGUUGGGAUUCAGGUACUUUGAUCACUAAGCCAGCUUUCCGCUUGUGAGAACCAGUCUUAUCGCUCAACCCUAAAUCGUUUUUGGUCCACUGUGUUGAAACUAGAUGUUACAUCUGUUGUAACGUCUCGGUUACGUUAACAUACAGACUCGGUUUGUUUUAAAAAAUAAGCUGGACUAAGACUCAACAAUAUCGGCGAUUCAAUAGUUUAUGGACAAACCAGUGAAAAUAAGGAUAUGAAGUUUUGAGUUUAGCUCAACAUUUACUCACCCAUAUAAUUAAAUGGCAUUAUUGAUUAUAGCUGAUGUCAGUUCGUGAUGAAAACCCUUACUUUGAUUUCUAACCGUAAGUCCCUAUUGCUCAUAUUAAUUUGUAGUCCUCUUUUGACCUUGGUAAAUAGAUGAGUUGUCUUAAAAUCAGUAGCAUCGUUCAAAAUUCACCCAUAAAUUUUAUUACCAUCACAAUAUCCUUCAUAUUAUUUACUGUCGUUUCCAUGACAUCCCUUUUUACCUAGUUUACGCCUGAAAUCGUUGCUAGAUUAAAGGGUCUUGGUGACCAACUUGGUUUAACCUAUUGUCAUAUGCUGAAAUCUGUUCAGUUACCAGCUACUGGAAAGGUUGUAAGGGCUAGAAAUCCCAGUAUCUUCGCAACAAAUCACUUGAAAGUGGAGGUUAGUUCGUCUUUUAGAUGUUCCAAACGUUAUAUUUAAAUCACUUCACGAUAUUACUUGUUGUAGAUUAAAUAAUACGGUAAUCCAAAGUGCUGUUUUUCAGUUUGUGGUUGGGAAUAAAUUCAGGUUGCUGGUAUUCCUUUGUAUGAUUCUUCAAAUUAAUUUUUACGUGUAGCAAAAUGCAAUAGCCAAUACAGUCUUCAGUCUUUAUUGACCAAGGUGUCUAGGGGUAUGUAAUAUAUCUCAGGCAUCACCUACUAUGAAGUAGAAAUAAGUUGGAAAUGAAUGUAUGUAACUUGACCAAAACGUAGCAUCAGUUCAUGAAACCAUUGGCCAUUAUACUAAGUCAUGCAAGCAGUUCCAGACUUGCAAGUUAAAGUUCUCAAGGUAAUCUUAAUCUAUAGUUAUAGAAUUUGAGUGAUGUCGGUCAAAUUUGGUUUAAAUCCCAGUUUAUAUUCCUCACAACCAUAGUUCAUUUCCUUUCCAUGACAUCUCUGGUGUUGUUCUUUUAGGAAAUUUAACUUUCGUUCUCGGCUUGUAUGCCAUUUAUUUCAUUAUUAAUCCCACCCAACUCAUCCACUUCAUCUUGUUUUCUCCUUAUGUACUUAUGUAAAGCGUAACACUUUAUAUCUGUGUACAUUUGAAUCAGACCCUACGUAGCUAACAUCUAUAGAAAGCCUGAGAAACAUGACGUUUUAACAUAUAUAUGUACUGUAGGUCCUUAAUAUGUAUGUUACAAAACUGUAAUCAGAUUGAUCAGGAUUUGCCUGGUGUUAGUUUAGGUGAUUUCUCAUUAAAAAGUCCCUUUCUCUUGUACUAGCAGAAAUUACAAGUAACUUACUUUUAGACUAUUCUUGUUAAAUCCGAUAUAAUGGUGAAGCCUACCAGUUUGGCUCUACUUCAUUGGAGAAUUAGAAACCUGCAAAAUUAGUUUCGUCUGAUCGUUCGUGACAUCAAAUUACGUUAUUUUCGUGAAUGCUUUUGUAUACAAGCCUGUAGUUUUAUUUGGUAAAAAGCCCUAUUCCUCUAGAUAAUGGUCUUUUAAUUUGUAAUUAUUCACAGUCGUAUGUCAGUAAUUCGAUCUCAUGGGCAGUCAUCACUCGUCCACAUUGUACCAAUACAUUUCAUGUAUUGGCAAUACUCUGUUUAUUUGUUUUAGCAACUACAGACCAGGUUCACCAACCUGUAAAUUCCUGAUCCAUAACCUCAUUAGCUUUUCUGUGCGCUGCAAUCGGCAAACUAUAUUUAACUUAUACCGCGUACUUUUUUGUUACAUUCCUCAGUUGCAGUUACAAAUGUUAUGCUAACCUUUGAAUCUUUCUUGAAGAAUGUGGGCUUGUACCCCCUAGUUUAUACGUUUUUCCAGGUAGUUACCUACAUUUUAAAGUUAAAACUAUUUCGUACAUGUCAGUAUAUUUAAUGAUAAAGUUUAUUUGCAAUCACUAUUCACAUUAUACCUUGCAGUGCGAUGAUGAAGUUCAAAUCAGGAAACUACUUCCUGAUGGAUUCUGUGAGGUAUGGCGAGAACGUGAUCAAGUUGGCGGCUUAGUACCAAUUAAUUUCCUUAAGAUUGAAUGUAAUUAAUAAAUAACAAUCAUAUUUUGACUAUUAUUCAUUGAUGAGGUUGUGAUUUGAUUUCAUAAUGUCAAAUUAUACUUUUCUGAAACUUCUCUAUUUUUCAGUCGUACUUAAUCCUGUGCAUAUAUGUUUGUUUGCUUUUGUAACCAUAGACUGUUUGAAAUGUUAGACAAAUAUUUUUAUAUGAGUAUAUUUACAGGAAGGUCAGUGCAUGAAUACAAAACAUAUUCUUAUUGGCCCUAGUGUCAAGACAAGUUUUCAUUCCUAUUUGUCUUAGCUUGACUUGAAAUACAACAGAUUUCAAGUACUAAAUUGUUUAAGUCCCUGAACAUGUAUUAUGAUACUACAAUGAUUUACGGAGUUGUUUUGGAUUUAAGUUGUAUUGAAUUUGGCGAUAUCUUACUAAGGUUUGCGAGACCAC
Molecule: messenger RNA, 3485 nt
Organism: Schistosoma margrebowiei
Lineage: Eukaryota; Metazoa; Platyhelminthes; Trematoda; Strigeidida; Schistosomatidae
Source: the annotation of a GenBank genome assembly